Molecule: messenger RNA, 2584 nt
Organism: Castor canadensis (American beaver)
Lineage: Eukaryota; Metazoa; Chordata; Mammalia; Rodentia; Castoridae
Source: RefSeq, a predicted model, not a curated record
CUCUCGCUGUUCUACCACAGCCUCUGGCACCGAAGGGCAGCCGCUCAACCACGAAUAAAUCUCGGGCCUGGAGGCGGGGUCUUCCCAGUUCCAGGCGAGGUGAACAUCUAAAAAAGUCCACUGGAGAAUUUGCUUUGGCUUCGCAGAAGAGGUGGAGACUACUAGGUGUUCCUGGUCUUCAAAGACACAACUCUCUGAAUAAUUCAACUCUCUUUUUAUUACUUCAGAUGGGCAACUCUCAAACAGCUGAAGGAUGGAUAGCAUUGCAUAUAUUAAAAACAUGUUGAAAGGAAAAUAAGGAAGCCUGUAGCUUCAGUAUGAAUCAGUCCAGAUCUAGACCAGAUGGUAGUGGUGAAGAAACUUCAUCUCAAGACCAUAAUCAUCAUGAAAAUGAGAGAAGACGGCAGCAAGAGCGUCUUCACAGAGAAGAAGCCUAUUAUCAGUUUAUUAAUGAAUUGAAUGAUGAAGAUUAUCGGUUAAUGAGAGACCAUAAUCUUUUAGGCACCCCUGGAGAAAUAACAUCAGAAGAACUACAGCAACGGUUGGAUGGAGUGAAGGAACAACUGGCAUCUCAGCCUGACUUGAGAAAUGGGACAAAUUAUAGAGACUCAGAAAUCCCCAGAGAAAGCUCAAAUGAAGAUUCUCUGUUGGAAUGGUUGAACACCUUUCAUCGCACAGGAAAUGCAACACGAAGUGGACAAAAUGGGAACCAAACUUGGAGAGCUGUGAGUCGAACAAACCCAAACAGUGGAGAGUUUCAGUUUAGUCUGGAAAUCCACAUAAAUCAUGAGAACAGAGAAUUUGAAAUUCACGGAGAAGAUUAUAUGGGCAUUCCACGGUCAGAUACUAGCAGAAAUCAUACUAGAAAUAGGCAACAAAGAUCAACUAGUCCUGUGGCUAGGAGAACAAGAAGCCAAACCUCAGUGAAUUUCAGUGGUGGUAGUACCAGUAUUCCAAGGACUAGGCUUGGUUCAAGAGGGCAGAAUUUGGUUGAAGGCUCAUUCUCAACACUGGGAAGAAAUGGAAUUGGAAGAACCACUGGCAUUCCUGGAAUUAGUGCUCCUCAUGCUAGUUUAAAUAGUCACACAAACCAAUUAGGUGGUCGUGAACUCAGGCAAAGGGAAGGGCAACGAUUUGGAGCAGCACAUGUUUGGGAAAAUGGGGCUAGAACUAAUGUUACAGUGAGGAACACAAACCAAAGAUUAGAGCCAAUAAGAUUACGGUCUACUUUCAGUAGUCGAAGCCGUUCACCAAUUCAGAGACAGAGUGGCACUUCUUUUCGUAAUUCCCAAAGGGAAAGUAGACCUUUACAGCAAACCAUUAGAAGGUCUGUUAGGAGGAGAGGGAUAACUCAGGUCCUUUUUGAACAAAAUAGGGAACGCCAAGGUAUUGCAUAUACCCCAUUUUCUAAUUCAAGACUUGUGUCAAGAAUAACAGUAGAAGAGGGAGAAGAAUCCAGCAGAUCCUCAACUGCCAUACGACAACAUCCAACAAUCACACUGGACCUUCAAGUGAGAAGGAUUCGUUCUGGAGAAAAUAGAGAUCGGGAUAGUAUUGCAAAUAGAACCCGAUCUAGAGUCGGGCUAGCAGAAAAUACAGUUACUGUCGAAAGCAAUAGUGGAGGCUUUCGCCGAACUAUUUCUCGUUUAGAGCGGUCUGGUAUUCGAACCUAUGUCAGCACCAUAACAGUUCCUCUUCGGAGGAUUUCUGAGAAUGAGCUUGUAGAGCCAUCUUCGGUGGCUCUUCGAUCAGUUUUAAGGCAGGUCAUGACUGGGUUUGGAGAAUUGAGUUCUCUAAUGGAGGCUGAAUCUGAGUCAGAGACUCAGAGAAAUGGUCAGCAUAUAGCAGAGAUGCACUCAGAAAUGAGCAACGUAGUUGUAGGUAAUGGCAGCAGCCAGAACAGUGAAGAUUCCUCACAAGACAGGAUAGCCCCAGAAGACAGCUCUGCAAUGCCAGGUGAAAAUGACACCACUCAGCCACAGGUCCAAAACAGUGAUGAUAGAGGUGGUAGGCAGUUGCAAAAUUCAAACAAUUUAGUUGAAAAUGGAACACUACCUAUUCUCCGCCUUGCUCACUUUUUUUUACUAAACGAAGGUGAUGAUGAUGAUCCAGUACGUGGUUUAACCAAAGAGCAAAUUGACAAUCUUUCUACCCGGAGCUACGAACAUAAUGGUAUUGAUAGUGAAAUAGGUAAAAUCUGUAGUGUUUGUAUUAGUGACUAUGUAACUGGAAACAAGCUCAGGCAAUUACCUUGUAUGCAUGAAUUUCACAUUCACUGUAUUGACCGAUGGCUCUCAGAGAAUUGCACUUGUCCAAUCUGUCGGCAGCCUGUUUUAGGGUCUGGGGUAGCAAACAAUGGGUAAAAUAAUGGGAUAUACUCACAUAGUGCAUUUUAAUAGAACUGAGUAUUCAAGCAUUGUUUUAUUGAAUUAUUUGUGAUGAGCUAACCAGGAUGAAAAAAGACGGAUUAUAGUUUGAACUAUUUUUUGUGUGGUUUUUUUAACUUGUUAAAAAGAGGACAUUUAUAUAAAAUUUAAAAUGCAAAUGUUAAAUUAUCAAGAAGUUCAGAGUAGUUAAUAUUGCU